CUGACAUUACUAAACGACUCUCAGGAGUUUGUCUCACUUUCUACUUUCAGGUAUUCUUCUGAAGAAAAAGUGAAGGACGAUGUUGACUUUCCAAAUUAUGAUCGCAUAGCCAAACGGACGAUAGUCGGCAGAAGGCAAACAAAGGAGCGGGCGGUGAAAGCAAAGGCACAUCUGGAUCCUAAGGCUCCGGUUUCUGCUUCAGCACGGUCGCGAAGAGGUCUGGAGGAUCCGCGAAGCAGGGAUGAUGAGCACAGCGUCGGACUGCUGCUCCUGAUCUCUGCAUGAACACAGAUGCCUCCCCUUCCUCUUGACGAGCGCAUAGUGGUCAUUCAGCGCCCCAGAAACUUAGCACUGUGUGAGAGCCCGCAAACCGUCCCGCAGCCUUCGGCUCAAAUAUCGUCUUCCUCCAAUGGACAACUCGCCCACCCUUCUCAUCGCCGCCCUUCACAGUCCCAUUCACCUGCCUGUAAAUCUCUGACUCUGGAAUGCCAGCGCAGGUCCUCUCGAUUCUUGAAAUCCAUAAGUGACCACUCGGAGGUCCCAGUGAGUGGGAGGCACACCCCUAGUCACUGCCACAGCAAUGGCACAGUGACACUUGGGCCUAGGCUGCCACCCCAUACCCAUAAAAUUGACAUCAGGCUGACAUUGGACCGGAGAGGACAGGGAGAUGGGCUCAGUAACUCGUCGGUGCAUUGCAAAAGCGUAAAAAGUGGCAGAGGAAAAUGUGCGUCUUCACAGUUAGAUCAAGGACAAUGGGAGCGAAAAACCGCAACCGCUGGGAGAUCAGGUGGACCUGAGCCUAGGUGCAUGCAAGUCAAUCAGUUGUCCACUUCCCCUGGAGGUGUCCUACAGUUUGUUCCAGCUCAGACUCAGCAGCAGCAUAAGUUCAGAAGCGACAGGGAGAAGGAGAACUCCAGGAUUUGUAGCAGAGGUGACCAGGAAUUUCUUUCUUUGGAUCACAAGAAGAAACUUGGAAGUGCCCCUCAAAGCCAUAACAGUAACACCCUUCCUUACCACUGCUACUCCGGCACUUUGCCCCAUGCCUCAGUCCUAAACUCAAAAUUCCCCACACCCCCCCAGUCCCGGCCCACCAAUGCUCAGCUUCCAUUUCUGCAACUCAACAAGCCACAAUCGUCCAACAGCAGGGAUCACCGGCCACGCAUUUUUCACGGUCUGCCCCUCUCUCCGUGCUCAUCCCACGCAGGAAGGUUCCCUAGCCCCGAUCACACGUGCACCAUUAACUGCACCCAUCCGUUCAGCUGUUGUCACUGGAAGUUCUUGAGAUGCCGAAGUUGUAAGGGUAACUCUGGGAGCUGUGAGAAAGGUGGAGGAAGCUCUUCCACGUCAUUUUCAUGUGUUCAAAAUGAUGGAGUCGUAAAGAAAAGAGGCAAGGAAAUGGGUCUGGGUAACCUGGGUGGAUGUCUCUCAAAUGGCUCGACCUCCAACACCUCCUCUUCAAACAGCACUGUGUCCGACUGCCGAGGAAGUCGAUUCAAACCCCUUCUAUGUACAUCCUGCUCUGGUGAAGCCAAAACCUUCGAGAGUCCCACCGUCCUUCGGAAGAGACUCGUUGCAGGAUGCCUCCCGUGUACUCCUUCCGCUCCGCUCCGAGCUAUACAGAGCUGUGUAAUGGGAUGCAACCCCAAAUCCUCUCAGACCGGAAGUUCCACGUGCAGUUACUGCAGCAGUGACCCCAUAGUUGUAACUUAUAACCCCCACCGGAAACCCCCUGGAAAAGGCAUUGCUGGAGCUCAGUUGAUGCGCAAGUUCCAAACGGAUGAUGAAGACGACUACAGUGCUAGCACAGUCUGGCCUGGAGAACUAGCUAAGAAGUUUUCCCAUUCUAAAGCCCAAAAGAAUUACCGUGCUGAAAUAAGAACAGAGGUGGGUAGAACCUGUGGAAGACAGGCUCAAGGCGAUAGUAAUAGAACGGGCCUUGUUGCCUUGGACUGUCAGAACCUUCAAGACUAUGCACAGGCUCAACACACAGACCAUGCUGGUCGUCAGUGGUUGCAGCAGGGAAGAAUGGCUGCCUUUGAUUUCCUGGGGAGCAGGUCAAGGUCAAGAUACGAUGGAGGCCAGAACUCACUAAAGAGACUGUUGAAUAUGGAAGACAUAGGGAUGGAUAAUGGUUCGGAACAACAUACAGAUGUUCCCUUUUCUCAGUCCUUUUCUCCCCUCUCUGCCUCACCGCCAUCACCUGUGUCCUUUUCUCCUUCACCCUCUGCCCCCAGCACGCUUACCAAACCAAAACCCUGGCUUCGGGACAAGGAGGGGGGACACUCGCUGCCGUCAGCUCAGUCGCUUCACCUCGCCCUCAACUCCCUGAACAGGGAGCAGGAUGAAGAGAGGAGCCGAAUGCACCUCUCCCUGCCACUUUCAUCAUCACUGCCGGCGUCUCUUUCUGAUGAGAGCGUGAUGACACCUGAUGCCGAAAAUGCUGUGAUCAGUCCAAUCCUACCUUUUCUGUUCCUGGGAAAUGAAAGAGAUGCCCAGGACCUAGAUCUGCUGCUUCGCCUUAAUAUUGGCUACGUGGUUAACGUCACCACACACCUUCCUCUGUACCAUGUCAACUCUGGACUGCGCUACAAACGGCUGCCUGCCACCGACAACAGCAAGCAAAACCUUCAACAGUACUUUGAAGAGGUUUUCGAAUUCAUUGAGGAGGCCUAUCAGAGUGGACAGGGAGUACUGGUGCACUGCCAGGCCGGUGUGUCUCGCUCUGCGACUGUCGUCAUUGCCUAUCUAAUGAAGCACACCCUCAUGACCAUGACAGAUGCCUACAAAUAUGUGCGGAGUCGGCGUCCCGUGGUUUCACCAAAUCUGAACUUUAUGGGCCAGCUGUUGGAGUUUGAGAGGGACCUCAACUCUGGGGUGACUCCCCGUAUCCUGAUGCCUAAACUAAACGGUGUGGAGACGCAAGUGUGAAAAAGGUCAGAGGUUGGGAGCGUUUACCAUUUUACCACUGUUCAUAGAGUCUGAGCUGAGAAAAACGUUAGAAGAAAUAUUACAACUACAAUAAUGUGACAAUUCAUGUAUUUUUUAUUCCUGGAAAAAAAUUGAUAAACGUUUUUUUUUUUUUUCUUAACCGUUCAACAGUUGAUCAAUUUAAUCACCAUCCAGUAUAAUAAUUAGAUGAUAAUGUGCCAAUGUUUUGUAUUAAUCUAACAUCAAUCUAAGAUAUGAAAUAUAUCAUUUGUACUAAUAACAACAGCAUGCGACACAUUAGCACACACAAAGCUACAUGUCUUCGUUACAUGUAUCGUAGCAUCCUCUCUUCCAAAACAAGAAGCACCAAAGCAUGUGUAUAGCCCUGUGUUGGUUGGCUAAAGUACAGUUCAUGAAUACUGUUUUCAUGCUAGCAAAGGAGACAACAACGUAGCAAAAAAGACACAUUCGUUUCCUUUGGUAUAAUUAACGUCUGAUUUUUGAUUCAAAACGAGUGAGCCCUAAUCUGUAGCCUUGAAACCUGAAUUUUUUAUAGCUCUCAAGUAAUCCGUGACUGUGUUAUUUUAUUCAUUUCAUUCAUUUAGAAACACAAAGGCUACUCGACUUCCCAUGCAUUCCCUAAAUUUGUCAGUAUGUUAUAGUGGAAAUUUUUAUUUUAAUUUUAUGAAAACUUGCAAACGUCCUUGGCAUAUGAAAACCAAAUUCAUUGUACAACAAGUUAACAUUUUUAAAAAGUACAUUUUCAAAGUUUUUUUUUUUAAACGAACUUCCUGGCCACGAUGGGUUUAGGCUAACAUGCUACGUGCUAAUGUACCCGUAACAUGCCACUAACACUAUACUCUAGAGUGCUGCUAAAACAAGCUGCUUACUUGUUAUGGGGCUAAAGCAUGAAAACGAUGUUGCUAACACGCUAAAAGCUAUAUGCCUGUGUUAAUGUGCAUUUCUUACAUCCAGUGGACAAUCACUAAUCCCACUAAAUGUUUCCUUUAUUUAUUUUGGAAUUUAAAAAAAACUGAAAGGAGAGAUUUAUAGAUAAAACAAUCAUGUACCAGGAGAGUUAAAUCAGGCUUUUGAAAACACAGUCUUAGCAACGCUAACAGGUCAGGAAAGGGGGGGCUACCUGGUUGACAAUAAAAAUGAUAAAUUAUUAUAGAUUACUAUUAACAAAACUACAUACUUCCCCUUUAAGGAAUGCAAAAAAAAAAACCUACUUUUUUUUCUCUGAUUUUAUAACUAUCAAUGGACCAUAAACUGUUUAAUAUUGUAUUAUUUAGACACCGAGAACUUAGUUGGUUAUUUAAAAUUCAAUUACAGUGACAAAGUUGUAAUUGUAAUUUGCCUUAUAACCCCUAACGGGAGAUGUGUGUGGCAGUUUUUGAAACUGCAACUGUUUUCAGUUUUAUCAUACACAUUUUUGUCAUUCACUGUGAAGCUCCAGAUAAGUCCAAUGAAUAAUAGUACACUGUACCUUUAAGAUCGGCUGUACGUCUUGUCUCAGUCAUGUCUAAGGCUGUACAGUAAAAAGUAAAAAAAAAAAAA
Cynoglossus semilaevis (tongue sole) is the source of this 4488-nucleotide messenger RNA. RefSeq lists its product as uncharacterized. Gene Ontology annotation, cellular component: cytosol; cytoplasm. Gene Ontology annotation, molecular function: protein tyrosine/threonine phosphatase activity; MAP kinase tyrosine phosphatase activity; MAP kinase tyrosine/serine/threonine phosphatase activity. Gene Ontology annotation, biological process: peptidyl-tyrosine dephosphorylation; negative regulation of JUN kinase activity. The transcript is spliced from 5 exons. NCBI's taxonomy places the organism in Eukaryota, Metazoa, Chordata, Actinopteri, Pleuronectiformes, Cynoglossidae. The record is from RefSeq and is a predicted model, not a curated record. The coding region runs from base 292 to 2928 and encodes 878 amino acids.